This is a messenger RNA of Lactuca saligna, 765 nucleotides long. Lineage: Eukaryota; Viridiplantae; Streptophyta; Magnoliopsida; Asterales; Asteraceae. The record is from the annotation of a GenBank genome assembly.
AUGGAGGAGGAAGAAACAUCAAAAAUCAAUGCAAACUUAUCUAAUGAGGUCAUAAAUGUUAAUAUGGGUGAUGGGAGUUUUACAAUAAGCAUUAAUACUACAGCCAUUCCACCACCUUCAUCACCACUAGUUACUUCUAUGCUCAUUCCCACUUCUAUUCCUGGGAUUUCUCCAACUUUUCAAGAAGUGAUGCAAGAGCAUAUUACAUCUUUUUUUCAUCGCAAUCAACAGAACCUGAGGUCACCGUUCAUGAUAACGAAUAUGAAGAUGAUUUCAUGGUUGGCAACUUAUUCUCAUAGUUUUGAUUCUAAACUUAUGAAAUUACAAGAUGCUACUUGUGAGCGUCAUGUGAUAUUUGAGAAUAUGGUGAUUGGUUCCAAGGAUUCUAUUGAAUUGAAGGUUAAUGUGUUGAUGGGAACUAUGACUUGUUUGGUAGAGGACCUUACUACUUUCAAUAAAGAUUACUCUAGAGAUUUGAAAUUAAAGAAUGAAGGAGAUGGGAAAAUGUUUGAUAAAAUUGAGAAGAAUCUUACUGAAUUUAAGAGACUCUCUCAAAAUUUAAUCUUCCUUCAUAAUCUUUGCUUUCUCAACAAUCUGUCUCUGCAAUGGUUUCCUCUGUUGAAUCAAGUUUUAAGUAUGAAUUGGCACAUAUACUUGAUUUGGUACUUCGCCUACCAACCAAUGCUCCACGUUCUACAAUUGUGUCGCAAUGGGGAGAAAGGGGGUUCGGUUCGUCAAAAGGAACCGGUGAAGAUAAAAGCGUAA